Centrocercus urophasianus (Greater sage-grouse) is the source of this 3954-nucleotide messenger RNA. RefSeq names its product USH1 protein network component sans (gene USH1G). Lineage: Eukaryota; Metazoa; Chordata; Aves; Galliformes; Phasianidae. Bases 1783 to 3192 code for a protein of 469 amino acids. Gene Ontology annotation, biological process: equilibrioception; sensory perception of light stimulus; sensory perception of sound. The record is from RefSeq and is a predicted model, not a curated record. Gene Ontology annotation, molecular function: protein binding. The transcript has 2 exons.
CACCGCUUUGUCGCCGCGCCGUGGGCUGCCCGCAGCUGGGACGGUGAGGUCCGGCUCCUGGCUCCGUGUAGGACCGCCUAAAAAUCGGCCGUGCGUGUGGACCCACUGGUGCGUUUUUUUGCUCGCAUGACCGAUGCGUUCACAGGAAGUGGGAAACGUUUGUAAGCAAAGAUUGAAGGGUACGCGGCCUGCUGGAAAGUCCAUUGAAACGCAAAUGACUUUUCAGCUGCUUUCUACUGAUCCCUGCUGGUUUCAUCCGAGGACUCAAUGCUAAGCAGCUGCUCAUGAGAUGCGCUGCCUCAUGGCAAGAAAACCGCUGGCUGGCAGUCAGCAGUGGGGACCAUUGGAGCAUUUGCAGCUGGGCUGCCCGGAAGAGGGCAGGGAGCAGGAGGGGCUCGGGCAGCUCUGCGUGCACACUGUGCUCACCUUGUCCAGAGCCUCCGCACAGCACGUGGGCACUGCAGACUGCGCAUAGAAUCGGAGAAUGGUUGAGAAGGACCACAACGAUCAUCUCGUUCCGACCCCUCUACCCCCGGCAGGGUCUCCAACCACCCUCCAGGGUCUCCAGCCACAUCCACCCUGGCCUUGAACGCCUCUAGGGACAGUGCAGCAUGCAAGGAGCUGCACUGACAGCGGAAACAGAGGAAGGAGCGUUUCCUGCCUUGGGCAACACUCUCGGUCUCCCGUGGGAGCCGCCACAGAGCCUGGUAAUAACAAGGGUAGCGAGUAAUAGUGCAGGAAUCAUUAAAUAACCUCAGUAAUGAAUUGCAGGCAUUACUCGGCUGCUUUUCACCUGAAGGAUCCCGGCAGCAAAUAGCUGUGUGUGCGGUGCAUCCGUGACGGAUGGCUGAGCGGUAGAGGACCUGCGGGUGGGACUCAGCGCCGUCAGCCCAGGCUCAGUCACUGCACCUGGUGCUGCUCUGGGCUGCCCUCCCUUUCUCACCCCACUCCCAGCCCACCCUGUGCCAUGCCUGGAGCCUGGCACGAGGCUGGCAAAGAACCCUGCUGCCGUAGGGCACUAUGGGGCUCCGCACAGAGAGGAGCAGGAAAUUCCUCCUCCCUGAUGGUGUGGCCCAGGGGUUAGGAUUCACUGGGUGAUACAAUGCGCCGCCACAGCCAUGUGCCUUGGGCAACAUCCGGGCUCAUCUUGGCACCUCCCAACAGCAGAGGGUGCCCCGGGCCUGGGAAUCCUGUGAGAGCAGAUUCCCUGGCACUGAGCAGCUCCCCGCAGAAAUUUGGUUCAGCAUGAAAGGUGUUGGAGGACUCGUGUUGCCCCUCCAACAUGUUGUGGCAGAGGUACUCAGACACAAGCAGGGAUGGUUGUGGGGUCCCUCCGUGUCCCUGCUGAUGGAGCUGAGCUCUCGCUGCUGCUUCAUCAGCCCCUGCUGACAGCGUUAAGGUCAGGUGCAGGGGGUGUCAGGCAGGAUUCAGCCCGCAACACCUUCUGCCUGCUCUGUUAGGAGACAUUCAGUCCUGGCAAGCUGUCUCAGGAUGACCCUGCAUCCGCAGCACUUGGCUGAGCCUGGUGCAGCAGUGCUGCUUAACUGAAACUUCCACUGUGCUGCGGAGCCGGCGGAGGUGGAUGUUUAGGACCCAGGGGAAGCCCUAGAGAGCGUGGCUGGGUUGGAAGGAGUCCCUGCCUCCCUGCCUGCGCUUCUCAGGUGUCCUGCUAAGGGCAGAGCUGCACGCAGUGACGGGGCCCUUCUGGCAGCUCCCCUUCCCCAUGCCCACUCCCUGAGCCCCCUGUGCACCCAUGUGCUCGCCCGGGAAUCGCUGCCCACCAUGAAUGACCAGUACCACCGAGCGGCCCGGGACGGCUACCUGGACCUGCUGAAGGAAGCCACCAAGAAGGACCUGAACUCGCCGGACGAGGAUGGCAUGACCCCCACCCUGUGGGCCGCCUACCAUGGCAACCUGGACGCCCUGCGCCUCAUUGUCAGCAGAGGGGGGGAUCCAGACAAAUGCGACAUCUGGGGGAAUACUCCUCUUCACCUGGCGGCGGCCAACGGCCACCUGAACUGCCUUUCCUUCCUCAUCUCCUUCGGGGCCAACAUCUGGUGCCUGGACAAUGACUACCACACCCCGCUGGACAUGGCAGCCAUGAAGGGGCACAUGGAGUGCGUGCGCUACCUGGACUCCAUCGCCGCGAAGCAAAGCAGCCUCAACCCCAAGCUGGUGAGCAAGCUGAAGGACAAGGCGUUCCGGGAUGCCGAGCGGAGGAUCAAGGACUGUGUGAAGCUGCAGAAGAAGCACCACGAAAGGAUGGAGAAAAGGUACAGAAAGGAAAUGUUGGAUAAUUCAGACACCAUGAGCUUCUCCAGCUAUUCGAGCAGCACCUUAAGCAAGAAGUUCCAACACAUGUCCACGGUGACCUCUCUGCCGUACUCACAAGCCACCAUCCACGGCACAGCCAAGGGAAAGACGAAAAUACAAAAGAAGCUGGAGAAGAAGAAGCAGGUGGACGGGACGUUCAAAAUCUACGAGGACGGGAGGAAAAGCGUGCGGUCCCUGUCGGGCCUGCAGCUGGGGAGCGACGUCAUGUUUGUGAAGCAGGGCACGUACGCCAGCCCCAAGGAGUGGAGUCGGCGGAACGUCCGGGACAUGUUCCUCACCGACGAGGACACCGUCUCCCGUGCCAUAAGCGACCCGGGCCUGCACACGGACUCGGCCCGCUCAGAAGUCAGCACCGACUCCGGCCACGAGUCGCUGUUCACCCGGCCCGGCUUGGGCACCAUGGUGUUCCGGCGCAACUACGUCAGCAGCGGGCUCUUCGGGAUCGGCCGCGAGGACGCCGGCGUGCCGGGGGAGGGCGACGCGGACGGGGCAGGAGUCAAACUGCGCAGCCGCCUGCAGCGCUCGCCAAGUCUCAACGACAGCAUCGGCAGUGCCAACAGCCUGCAGGAGAGGAACGCGGAGGAGCUGCCCUGGGACGAGGUGGAGCUGGGCCUCGAUGACGAUGACGAACCGGACACCAGCCCCCUGGAGACCUUCCUGGCUUCCCUGCACAUGUUUGAGUUCGUCUCUAUCUUGAAGAAGGAAAAGAUCGACUUGGAGGCCCUCAUGCUGUGUUCGGACAAUGACCUGAAGAGUAUCAGCAUCCCGUUGGGCCCCCGGAAAAAGAUCGUGGAUGCCAUCCAGAGGAGACGGCAGACUCUGGAGAGGCCAGCCGUUAUUGUAGACACUGAACUGUAAGUAGGAGAUGGGGCCACUGAGCGAUUAAACCUUUCAGCGGGUGGAGAUUUGGAUAAUGUAAGGUCUGCUUUUCAACUCACUUGGAAAAGUAGGAGUCCAGGUAACCUCCGUGCUUCUGUGUGUGAGCAAAUUCCUGCUUGUGUGGAAAUGAUGAGAGUUCAGAGAGGUGGCAAUAGCAUUAGCUCAUUACUCAACAGCCCUUGUGGCUGGGCAGGAUGUGAAGUCCUUGCUUUGUUUCAUAACCUUUAUGAAUGCAGACUGCUCUGUGGUCUGAUUCUUCUGAGUCCCCUAGCUGGGAUUUCCAACCACACUCACGCUUGCCUUGACUCUUCACCUUUGGAAAGAAGUAAUGAUGGUUCCCGGUGGGAGCGGGCUGAGCGCACCGCCCAGUGCCAUUGGCAGCCCUUCCCCAAGAGCUUCACAUCUUCAGAGAUCUUUGGAGAUUGCGUUAUCUGGGUUGGAGAUGUUACUUUAUAGCCUUUCCAGAGUUUGUUUGGCUUGGUUUGAAUGCAUGCUUGCCAUUGAGGUGAACUGAAGUUAUUAGCAUGGUGUUCCCGCUGUCACGUCUGCUGACACCACAACCACUGUGCUCCUUUUGCUUCCCAUCCUUCACAAAUCUGUGUGUUUCUUCCUCGUUUUUCUGGCUUCCAGCACAGCUCAGUCUUGGACCUCCAGGGUGCUGACAGGCUUUUCUCUUUCCUUUUGCAGAUAGCAGCAGCAGCAUUUUAUUGGUUUUUUUUUUUUCUUUUUUUUUUUUUUUUU